This is a messenger RNA of Blastomyces gilchristii SLH14081, 692 nucleotides long. Its product is annotated as glycosyl transferase. The annotation marks the transcript as partial. Gene Ontology annotation, cellular component: mannan polymerase complex. Gene Ontology annotation, biological process: protein N-linked glycosylation. Gene Ontology annotation, molecular function: alpha-1,6-mannosyltransferase activity. NCBI's taxonomy places the organism in Eukaryota, Fungi, Ascomycota, Eurotiomycetes, Onygenales, Ajellomycetaceae. The transcript is spliced from 3 exons. The record is from RefSeq and is a predicted model, not a curated record.
GAGGAAACAGCGAUGCUUCCCGCCAAACCGAAGCUGACCCGGAGGCUAUUAUUCGCUUGCAUCUCAUUGAUACUCAUCUGUAUAUAUCUCUCAACCGCCGCCUCUCUGACUCCGUAUGCCGGCAAUUUGUCACCCUACCCGCACCUAGCGGGGCAGUUCCCACGGAAGAUUGGCAGACCUUGAAGGUCCACCCGCUCGGCUUUGAAAAACGAGAGACGGAAUUUGCUCGAAGAUGGUCAUCGAAGAAUCCAGGCCACAGGUAUGAGGUCCUAACAGACGAAAACGAUAUAUAUUAUCUGGAGACGGAUUUCGGCCCCAAGGGCCUUAAUCACCCAGAUAUAAUAUAUGUAUACCGGUCGCUGACGGCAACAAUCAUAAAGGCCGAUCUGCUGCAGUAUUUGUUCAUGUUUAGUGAACAGGAGAUAGAUAUGAUCAUUGGCGUGGAGAUCGACCAGCCCGAGUUCAAAAAUCACGGCAUCCUGGGCUCCAACUCGCAAUCGUUCUGCCAGUGGACCUUUAACGUGCCUAUCUCGCAGAAUAUGCUCGAUUUUGACGACGUGAUCAGCGGUACCGGCCCCCUCUGCAUUCAUAGGAGCGAUCUUGGAGGACAUGAGCUAUCGGACAGGAAGAACGGUGACGUGAGAUACAUUCCACAAGAUGGCGGAGUCGAAGGUCGUGGGUGGUAUACUUGA